AUGGGUCAUGAAUAUGGAGGACAACAAAACUUUCAUCAUAAGAUUUCUGUUUUGCUUGAGUUUUCAGCCAAAGAUGAUGUGAUAGCUUUCAGAGAUGCUCUGGAAAAAGAGGAUUGUGAUGUUGAUGAAAUAGGGUUAUGGUAUGGAAAAAAGAUUGGUUCAAACAAAAUGAGUUAUGAAGAUAGAACACCUCUUAUGAUUGCUUCCAUGUUUGGCAGCAAAGAUGUAGUGUCUUAUAUUCUCGAAACCGGUCAUGUUGAUGUUAACCGAGCAUGUGGAUCAGAUAAGGCUACUGCUCUUCACUGUGCUGUAUAUGGCUGUUCUGCUGAUGCUGCUAAGGUUAUCCAGCUUUUGCUUGAUGCAUCUGCAGAUCUUAGUUCUGUUGAUGCCAACGGUAACCGGCCGAUUGACUUGAUUGUCGACAUGUCUGAUAAUAUGUUCGGUUCUAGAAAUACGACACUACGAGCAAUACUAGAAGGUGAAGAUGAUGUUGAAGCAGGUUUCCAAAUGGGGAAUCAAAUGGCGAAGCAACAACAAGGUGGAGAUCCGCCGCAAAUCAAGAAGAAAUAUUAUCCCACGGAUAUAUCCCUACCUGACAUAAAUAACGAGAUCUAUAGUACAGAUGAAUUUAGGAUGUUUUCUUUCAAAGUGAAACCUUGUUCAAGGGUUUAUCCUCAUGAAUGGAUGGAAUGUCCCUUUGUUCAUCCAGGGGAAACCGCAAGGCGCCGUGAUCCAAAGAAAUAUAGCUACACCUGUUUCCCUUGUCCCGAGUUUCAGAAAGGAUCAUGCAACAAAGGGGAUACUUGUGAAUAUGCCCAUGGUAUUUUUGAAUGCUGGCUUCAUCCUGCUCAAUACAGAACAAAGCUUUGCAAGGACGAGGCUGGAUGCACCAGAAGAGUUUGUUUCUUUGCUCACAAACCUGAGGAGCUUCGCCCGUUGUUUGCUUCUACAGGUUCUGCUUUGCCUUUACCCACAUCAGAUUCAUCUAGUGCUUCUUCAUUUUACCCUUUCACAGUGAGCUCUGCGUCUGCUUUACAAUCUGCAUGGAAGCCACCUUUGACUCCAUCUGUAACAUCAUGGCAUGCUGCUAGAUCUGAGUGGCAGACUCAGGCUGCAGUCCCUACAUUUCAGAUGCCAAGAAGAAGUUUGAAAACUGCAGUGAAUGCUAGAGAUAAUACUGAAAUUCAAGAACUUGAAGAUUUCUUUAACAGGAAGCUAACGAUUGAAGAGAUGCCAAGUCAUUCACCCCCUUCAAAUUGGCUCGCAGGAGUGAAUCCUACCAACUUUGAAGGCAUUUUCAGGUCACAGAUACCAUCUCUAACAGCAAUGCAGACGCAUCAGAAUAUGAACCAGCAACUUUGGGGCAAUCCUGCUGACCUUAUCAAUUCAAAUGUGAUUGGAUCACCACAAUUUAGGGUUGAUCUAUCUGUGUAUCCAAAAUAUGAUGCUUUUUCAAAGCGGAGUCAGAGCAUAGCCAGCGUUAAUUCCGAGCUUCCUUCUGCUUCUUCAGUUGCUAUGGAGCCUUCUACCACCUUCCCUGGUUGGGGCUCCCCAGAUGGUAAAUUAGACUGGAGCAUCAAAGCCGGUGAGCUGAAUAAGAUGAGAAAAUCUUAUUCAUCCGGCUUUCAAAACUGA
Molecule: messenger RNA, 1635 nt
Organism: Lathyrus sativus (Indian pea)
Lineage: Eukaryota; Viridiplantae; Streptophyta; Magnoliopsida; Fabales; Fabaceae
Source: the annotation of a GenBank genome assembly